Molecule: messenger RNA, 978 nt
Organism: Colletotrichum gloeosporioides
Lineage: Eukaryota; Fungi; Ascomycota; Sordariomycetes; Glomerellales; Glomerellaceae
Exons: 1
Coding region: 1-978 (325 amino acids)
Source: RefSeq, a predicted model, not a curated record
AUGUCGGCUUCGACCUCCCCAUCCGAAAAGGCUGGUGCUGCCGACUUCAGGCAUCAAGUCACCCAGUCUUUCGAGGCAGAUGCACAGAAUCUGGCAACAGAAACGGACAAAAUCGACCAGCUGGUCUCCAUCCAGAGCUUUGCCCUCAAGUUCAUCAAGGAUGCCGCUCGUCAAGCUUCCGAAUAUGAAGAAGGGCUGAAUAGUCUCUGGCACAUGUUCUGUAUUACUGCUCAGAAUCUUCAGCCGGAAGACUCAUUCCAGGAUAGCCUUGUCUUCCUUCUGCUAUGGACCAAAGAGUACGACUCUCUUUACAGACAACUUCAUCCAAAUGAGGUUGCUAAUGGAUCUUGGGAAGAGUAUGGCUUUGCUAGGGAAUUGCAAUCAUCUUGGGAACGGCUCUCGACGCACAAAAAUGUUUCCAAAAUGUGCAACUUGGCGAUGUUUUCGGCCAAGUGCUUUGCGAUUGGAGUGAGCGACGAUAUUGAGCGAACUGCUCAAUGGGUUAUGCGGAACGCUCUCGAGACUGAAGAAGAUACCGAUAGCUUGGUCUACCUUCCUUCUGCCGCCAUUCUGGUGCAAAAUUGUGCCUUCAAGCUGUUCUCUUUGCGGUUGAUGAGAUUGCAGGGAACACAUUCUCCGGAGGAGGAUGGCCCAGCCUCGGCCCAGAAAGCGGGCAUACACGAGGUUAGAUUUUCUCAGUCGAGAUGGCUCUACUGGCGGCGUCGGUUCCAAGAGAUUGGCCGCCAUCAUGACCCGAUCGUGGCCGCACAGGCUAAAAAAGGUUUCAUGGCCAUGAUAUCGUGUGGGCGGCUGUUGGAUCUAUCCGUCCUUGGCGAACUCAGAUUCGAAAAGCACCUUCAACAGGCCAUGUGGGAGGAGCUCAAGAGAAGCGGCAAAGAUAGCGUGGAUGGAGAUGAGAUCAACAUCAAUCUUGAUUGGGUUGAUGUCGACGCUGAGUACGAGCCACAACAAGACUAG